UCAGUUUAACUUUUCCCCGCAGAACCCCACUGAAACUUUGUUAGGUCAGAACUUUCUUUCUUUUUUUUUUUUUUUUUUUCCUUUUUCAAAAUUUUCAAAAAUUAGAAGAAAGUUUCAGGGAAAAAAAAUGGGCAGUGAAUUCAAGAAGAAAGCUUUCUGGAGGGCAGUGAUAGCUGAGUUUGUGGCCAUGAUCAUUUUUGUUUUUAUCAGUAUUGGUGCUGCACUUGGGUUCCAAUUCCCCAUCAAAAAUAAUCAAACCGUCAUCCGGCAACAAGACAACGUCAAGGUGUCGCUGGCGUUUGGCCUGUCCAUUGCCACCAUGGCGCAGAGCGUGGGUCACAUCAGUGGUGCCCACUUGAACCCUGCGGUCACCCUGGGUUGCCUACUCAGUUGCCAGAUCAGCAUCCUGAAGGCUGUAAUGUACAUCAUUGCCCAGUGCCUUGGUGCCGUGGUGGCAACUGCCAUCCUCUUGGGCAUUACAUCUGAACUUCCAAUAAAUUCUCUUGGGCUCAACGAGCUGAGCGAUGGCGUGUCAGCGGGACAAGGCUUAGGCAUCGAGAUCAUCGUCACUUUCCAGUUGGUCCUGUGUGUUGUUGCUGUGACAGACAGGAGAAGACAUGAUGUAACAGGAUCCAUACCUCUAGCGAUAGGACUCUCAGUGGCCCUGGGGCAUCUGAUCGCAAUCGACUACACUGGAUGCGGAAUGAACCCUGCAAGGUCUUUCGGAUCUGCAGUGGUUGCUAAAAAUUUCCAAUAUCACUGGAUCUUUUGGGUGGGACCAAUGAUUGGAGGAGCAUCUGCCGCCAUUAUUUAUGACUUCAUCUUAGCACCGAGGACCAGCGACUUAACAGAUCGCUUAAAGGUGUGGACCAAUGGGCAGGUGGAAGAGUAUGAGUUGGACGGAGAUGACAAUGCCCGGAUGGAAAUGAAACCAAAAUAAAAAAAGAAACACAAAAACUUGUGGAGAGAUUUCAGUAUUAUGAACUUACUUGUAAAGUAAAAACAAAAAACAAAAAAAAAAUCCAAAAUGGGUUUAUUUGCAGUUCGUGUUUCAAUUUUUGCUUGUAUGCCUUUUGCAAUGUAUUGCCUAACCUCAUGACACAUACAAAAGAUGUACUGUAAUAUUUUAUACUUUUUAUAGACAACUGCAUGCAAUUUUUCAUACCACUGACAUCGCAUUACCAAUAAACGUUUGCUAGCCCGCCCUAAAUCCAUUUUACUCUUGAUAGUGUUUUCUAAUUAUAAACUCAGGGGGCCCAUUAUGCAACAGGAACAAAGUUUAACAACAUAAAAAAGAAACACAGCGCCCCCUAUAAAUCAAAAAGCAGCAAAUAUCAGGGGAGUAAAAAAAAGUAGACCCACAAACUUUGUUUUGUUGUAUUCAUAAAUGUCUGGACUGGACAUUAAAAUGGGUUUAUCCAUAUUGGACACCACUAUUCCCUGCCCUUUUAACCUUUAAUUUACUGGGGGAAAAAUAAAUAUAUUGGUAUUUAAAAAUGCUUUUGCCGUUGUGAAAUUUGUUUUCAUCCAGGUGGAGAUCGUAUGUUGUGUAGAUAUAUAUAUAUAUAUAUAUAUAUAUAUAUAUAUAUAUAUAUAAAAAAAAGUUACAAAAGAAAGUUACGAAAGAAACAGGUUUGUAUUUGAAACAAAGCAGGAAAAAAUAUUAUGAAUUCGGAUGUAAGGAUAGUGAGUACUGUAGACACAACAUGAAUCACAUGUAAGAGUCACUCGAUUCAGAAACUUUCUGCCCAGGUGAAGAAGAAGAAGAAAUAUCAGGACAAAUAUUAACAAAAAGAGAACACGAAAAUGUUCAUAAGUCAAAUGCACUAACCCGAUUGGAUGUUACCGAAUAACAACACAGGGUCAAACCCACCCAGUUACCCUUACAGUAAACUCUCCAUCUAGCUCUCUAUCUGUAUAUACCAUAUCCUCUAGGAAUUUCUUUGUACAUUUACUUUGUGUAACCCUUUGAGCGACGGGGACCAUGGCACCUAAUGCAUGAAGAGGACAUAUUAAAAAAAAAAAAAAAAACCCUCAGGAUUUUAUCAGAAUUAAUAUAUUUAAUUAUUAAUCUGUUAAUUUUAGUGUUAUAUGAAAACAAGUCUUUAACACAUAAUAUGACUAAACCUUAUCCAUACGUUGCGUAUUUUUUGCUAAGCUGUAUUAUCUUGUAUUAUCAAACAUGUCAGUAUUGUAAAUAAAUUGGAUUUCAGAAUAAAAUAAGCUUUUACUAACAGA
Pseudophryne corroboree (corroboree frog) is the source of this 2238-nucleotide messenger RNA. RefSeq names its product aquaporin 1 (Colton blood group) (gene AQP1). The record is from RefSeq and is a predicted model, not a curated record. Gene Ontology annotation, cellular component: membrane. Lineage: Eukaryota; Metazoa; Chordata; Amphibia; Anura; Myobatrachidae. The coding region runs from base 128 to 940 and encodes 270 amino acids. The transcript is spliced from 4 exons. Gene Ontology annotation, biological process: hyperosmotic response; renal water transport; carbon dioxide transmembrane transport. Gene Ontology annotation, molecular function: glycerol transmembrane transporter activity; carbon dioxide transmembrane transporter activity; water channel activity.